AUGGCCACCAGAACUACAUCUUCCAUGACAGAGCGCUUCGAAGUUGAAGCAGAAUCCCAAAUUCCACUCGUCGACGAUAUAGUCGACCUCAACACUACAAGUCACGGCCUCCCGGAAAGUGCACCUGGCCAAUCCUCUGAUCGAAAGAGCGAAAAUUCUCCAAGGCUUGCUCAUCAGCGGGUCCAGUUCAUCAAGCUCUCAUCAAUCGCCAGAACAGUUAGAGGAUAUCCUGGAGCGACUCCUCCUUUUCUUCCCGCAGCACCGUCGCUGCUGAGGGUCGCAGCGAGCGAAACCGAGGGCAACGAGCUUCUUGCUCCGCCACGCGAGCCCUCGCCUUUGCGACAGGUAGCCUUGUCAAACUACGCGAGCGCGCCCAGAUCUAAAAUGCCACACGCUGUCAGCAUGCCACAGUCGGGCUUUCAGGCCCUAGUCUUGUGUGGCCCGGGCAUCGGCCUGAACACAUUCACGAGCGUGCCUAAGGAAUUCCCCAAGGCCUUGGUUGAAGUUGCAAACCGGCCGAUGGUCUGGUAUGUCCUUGACUGGUGCUAUCGCAUGGGGGUUACGGACAUCACUCUCGUCACACCACCGGAAUCAAAGGAGACGCUUGCGGCUGCACUGGCACAGAAUCCACACCUAACCUCGCUACCGUCACCAAGCCCAGAUUUGAUUGCACCCGCGGAUCUUGAGUACGAAACUGCAACAGCAGAACUGCUCCGUUUGCCAGAAGUUCAGAAAGCCAUUAACUCCGACUUCGUUCUUCUUCCUUGUGACCUCAUCUGCGAGGUUUCAGGAGAAACAUUUCUCGACACCUACAUUUCUUCCCUGGGCGGCCUUGGAGGCGUUGGUAUAUCCUCUUCAGAAUAUGGAUCCCAACGGCCGCCCAUCGCCGGCAUGGGUGGCGAAUCCAGUGGUCGGCGUGGGGGCUUGUCUGUUUGGUACAACACCGCCAACCGCGAGGAAAGCGUGAAGAAAGAGGAAUGCGACUUCAUGUGCACCGCCAAGCUACCUUCGGUCAACACUUCACCUAUGGCCACUCUCAAAUCCAACAAUACGGGCACGCUUCGAAAAUUAGUAUGGACGACUCCGAUGUCCGAGAUCAAAGAACAGACUGCCGAUGACAAGGCACUUCGAAUCCGCUCCUCACUCCUCCGCAAGCACGGCAAUGUUAAAUGCCUGACCCAGUAUCGCGACGCUCACAUCUAUUUCUUGCCUUAUUGGGUGAAGGAGUUCGCCGCUCGUAAUGAAGAGUUCGAAUCCGUCUCAGAAGAUCUCAUUGGUACUUGGGCAAAAGCCGAGUGGCGCAAACCCGACUUUCGUGCACGAUUCAGCACUGCUCAGAUUUUCAUCAAGCCUCCACAAGAUACCGAGACUGUUGAGCCCUCUAUCGAGGACGAGAUCGAUCUUCUCUCAUUCUCCUCCACACAGAGUCCUGUGCAGCGGCCUACCACGCCACCACAUCAGAGACACGAGGUCAGACUCGCCACCCGCGUACAUGCCAAUCCAGAGGACUCCAUCCUCAGUGACCCCUCUAACGCUCCUUCGGACGCCUCCACUACGUCGAACCCCCCGAUGCCUCCUAUUGGAGCCUACAUCCUGCCCUCUGCCCCUACCGUACCGCUUGUCCGUCGCAUCGAUACCACGCCGCUCCUGCUAUCUGUCAAUCUCCUCCUCGCCAAAACCCCAUCCACUGAUGACGGUGCAAGAUCUGGCGUUACAACGUCUUCGCCUUUCGCGCACUUCGCCAAGGUGGCGGCAACGGCAACGAUCGCUGCACAGGUGACGAUCAGCAAAUCUGAUAGCCUUGUGGGUGACAACACGAGCAUCGCAACCCGAUGUGUAGUGAAGAACAGUGUCAUUGGCGCAAACGUCAGUGUGGGCAGCAAGACGCGGAUCAUUGGUAGCGUGGUCAUGGAUGGCGCAGUGAUUGGUGAAGGCGUGGAGCUGAAUGGAACGGUGGUCGGGAAGCGUGCGAAGGUGGGCGAUAAGAGUAAGUUAACUGGGUGCGAGGUGCAGGAUGGAAAUGCGCUAGGGGAGGGAGUCGAGGGCAAGAACGAGACGUUCUUAGUGGGUGGGCUGGAGGAUGAUGAUGAUGUUGAUGAUGAUGACUACGUGAACGAGAUCGAGGAUGGUGAGCAAGGAGGAGAGGGAAUCAGUCUGAUUUGA
Messenger RNA from Cyphellophora europaea CBS 101466, 2163 nucleotides. RefSeq lists its product as uncharacterized. Gene Ontology annotation, biological process: cytoplasmic translational initiation. Gene Ontology annotation, cellular component: guanyl-nucleotide exchange factor complex; eukaryotic translation initiation factor 2B complex. The record is from RefSeq and is a predicted model, not a curated record. Lineage: Eukaryota; Fungi; Ascomycota; Eurotiomycetes; Chaetothyriales; Cyphellophoraceae. The transcript has 2 exons. The coding region runs from base 1 to 2163 and encodes 720 amino acids. Gene Ontology annotation, molecular function: guanyl-nucleotide exchange factor activity; translation initiation factor activity.